Messenger RNA from Xiphias gladius (swordfish), 5569 nucleotides. It is a transcript of the gene pnpla6, whose product is annotated as patatin-like phospholipase domain containing 6. The transcript has 37 exons. NCBI's taxonomy places the organism in Eukaryota, Metazoa, Chordata, Actinopteri, Istiophoriformes, Xiphiidae. The coding region runs from base 115 to 4284 and encodes 1389 amino acids. The record is from RefSeq and is a predicted model, not a curated record. Gene Ontology annotation, cellular component: endoplasmic reticulum. Gene Ontology annotation, biological process: phosphatidylcholine metabolic process. Gene Ontology annotation, molecular function: phosphatidylcholine lysophospholipase A1 activity.
GGCUUCAUGAAAGAUGAUUUCCGUUGUAUGUUAUUGACAGUCAGUGACGAUUGACGGGACACCAUCAGCUCAGUUGCCGUUGAUGGACCAUCCCUAUGAAGAAACAGGGUUACAAUGGGACAGAGUACCUCGGAACAAGAGUUCCAAGGAGACACCCCCCAGGACAAGUUUAAUAACAUCAAGACAUUGGUGGAGGAGGAACUACAGACGAGCAUGAUGGUGGGCAUGGUGAUUGGUGCAGGCAUCGCCAUAGUUCUCAUUGCCAUCCUCAUCUUCUUCAUCUUGCGAAGGAUCCAGCUUCGAAACCUAGAAGCUCAGGAGGCACCCAAAUACCGCUUCCGCAAGAGGGACAAAGUCAUGUUCUACGGGCGAAAGAUCAUGCGUAAAGUUUCCCAGUCUACCUCUUCCCUCGUGGGCACAUCCUCUUCCUCUCGGCCACGCCUCAAGAAGAAGCAGAAGAUGCUCAACAUUGCCAAAAAAAUCCUGCGCUUUAAGAAAGAGGUGCCCACCCUUCAGGCUAAGGAGCCCCCUCCUUCAGUGCUGGAGGCAGACCUCACCGAAUUUGAUGUGGCCAACUCCCACCUCCCCUCCGAGGUGCUCUACAUGCUCAAAAAUGUCCGUGUGCUGGGCCAUUUUGAAAAGCCCCUCUUCCUGGAGCUGUGUAAACACAUGGUGUUUCUGCAGUUCCAGCAAGGGGAGUACGUCUUCAGGCCAGGCCAGCCUGACAGCAGCAUCUACGUGGUUCAGGAUGGAAAACUGGAAUUGUGCCUUACUGGAACGGAUGGCAAAGAAAGUGUGGUUAAGGAGGUUUACCCGGGAGACAGCGUCCAUAGCCUCCUGAGCAUCCUGGAUGUCAUCACAGGCCACCAGAAGCCUUACAGAACGGUGUCGGCACGGGUUGCAGAGGUUUCCACUGUUCUCCGCUUACCUGUAGAGGCCUUCCUGUCUAUAUUUGAGAAGUACCCUGAGAGCCUGGUGCGAGUAGUACAAAUUAUCAUGGUUCGUCUCCAAAGAGUAACAGUCCUAGCCCUCCACAACUAUCUUGGACUCACCAAUGAGCUCUUCAGCCAUGAAAUGCAGCCUUCGCGUCUGCCACCUCAGUCACCCCACCCAACUCGCACCAGUCCCAUCCGCCAUGGCAAGCGCUUUGGCAGCCUGACAGUGCCUGAAGAGCAUCGGGAAGCUGCCAUUAAGGGUGAAGCUACAGGAGGAGAACAAGGGAAGGAUGGAGUAUCAGGGCCAACUCUUUGCAGGACCAUCUCCAUGCCUGUGGACAUCGCUGGUAUACAGAAAAGUCUGAGAUCUGACUUUGACAUGGCGUAUGAAAGGGGGCGGAUCUCUGUCUCUGCAGAGGAUGGCAACACUCCUCCCACCUUUUCACGGUCUGUUUCCCAGGACCAGCGGGAGAGGAGGGUGACAGUAGAUGAGGUUCCCUCAGGGAUCUACCUGUAUCCAGAAGAAGAGCCCGGAGUGGACAAUAUUUUUACACCUGUAUCCAGUCGAUCCAGUGCUGCUCUUUUUGAGGAAGCUCAGAAAGAGGUCCUCAAACUCAUGAGGAUUGAGGACCCAUCUUUGUUAAACGGGAGAGUGACUCUGCACCACGCAAAAGCUGGAGCUGUCUUAGCCAGACAGGGAGACCAGGAUGUGAGUCUGCACUUUGUCCUAUCUGGUUGUCUGCAUGUCUACCAGCGGAUGAUCAACAAGCAGGAAGCCGUCUGCUUGUUUGUUACCCACCCGGGGGAGAUGGUGGGCCAACUCGCUGUUCUAACCGGGGAACCCCUCAUCUUCACUGUCAAGGCCGUCCGAGACUGUACUUACCUCAAGAUCUCAAAGUCGGAUUUCUAUGAGAUCAUGAGGGAGCAGCCCAGCGUGGUGCUGAGUGCAGCCCACACAGUGGCCAUCCGCAUGUCCCCUUUUGUCAGGCAGAUGGACUUUGCUAUUGACUGGAUGGCUGUGGAGGCUGGCAGAGCCCUCUACAGACAGGAGGACAAGUCAGACUGCACCUACAUCGUUCUGAAUGGACGUCUGCGUUCAGUCAUUCGUAAGGCAAAUGGCAAGAAAGAGCUAGUUGGGGAAUACGGGAGAGGAGACCUCAUUGGAGUGGUGGAGGCUUUGACCAGACAGCCAAGAGCUACCACUGUCCAUGCUGUGAGAGACACAGAGCUGGUCAAACUGCCCGAGGGAACACUCAACAACAUCAAAAGACGAUAUCCACAGGUGGUGACGAGGCUGAUCCACUUAUUAGGGCAGAAGAUUCUGGGGAACCUGCAGCAGGGUCGCGGGCCAUUCUCAGGUUCAACCCUGAGUCUGCCCAGUAUGACAACUAGUCCAGAUGUAACCAACCCCGCCAGCAACCUCUCCACUGUGGCUGUGCUGCCGGUAUGUGAUGAGGUGCCGAUCAAUGCGUUCAACCUGGAGCUCAGCCAUGCCCUCAGUGCAAUUGGGCCCACUCUGCUAUUAACCAGUGACAUAAUCAGAGAGCGUCUGGGUGCUUCUGCUUUGGACAGUAUCCAUGAGUACCGUCUGUCCGGCUGGCUGGCCCAGCAGGAGGACAUCAAUCGGAUUGUCCUGUACCAGACUGACAACAGCAUGACCCCGUGGACUCAGCGCUGCAUUCGCCAGGCUGACUGCAUCCUCAUUGUCGGCCUGGGGGACCAAGAACCUACCCUGGGAGAGCUGGAGCAGAUGCUGGAGAACACAGCAGUCCGGGCUCUGAAGCAGCUGGUCCUUCUGCACAGAGAGGAUGGGCCGGGCCCUUCCAGGACAGUUGAGUGGCUCAACAUGCGUAGCUGGUGCUCCGGGCAUCUGCACCUCAAGUGUCCUCGCAGGGUCUUCUCCAGACGCAGCCCCAGCAAACUGAGGGAGGUAUAUGAGAAGGUGUUUGAGAAAACAGCAGACAGGCACAGUGAUUUUUCUCGGCUGGCCCGAGUCCUGACUGGAAACAGCAUCGCCCUGGUGCUGGGAGGAGGUGGAGCUAGAGGCUGCUCUCAUGUGGGUGUGAUCAAAGCUAUGGAGGAAGCGGGGAUUCCUAUUGACAUAGUGGGUGGGACCUCGAUUGGCUCAUUCAUUGGUGCACUGUAUGCUGAGGAGAGGAGUGCUGUCAGAACCAAACAGAGAGCUAGAGAGUGGUCCAAGGCAAUGAACUCAGUUUUUAAAACAGUCCUGGACCUGACAUAUCCCAUCACCUCCAUGUUCUCGGGAUCUGCUUUCAACACCAGCAUCUAUAAAGUGUUCCAGGACAAGCAAGCUGAGGACCUGUGGCUGCCAUACUUCAACGUCACCACUGACAUCACGGCAUCAGCCAUGCGCGUUCAUCAGGAUGGUUGCGUCUGGCGCUAUGUUAGAGCCAGCGCCUCCUACACCCCCUAUUUACCUCCCCUGUGCGACCCCAAGGAUGGCCACUUGCUUGUGGAUGGUUGCUAUGUUAACAAUGUCCCAGGCUCUCUGUGGCGCUAUGUGCGGGCGAGCAUGACCCUCUCAGGGUACCUGCCGCCUCUCUGCGACCCCAAAGAUGGCAACUUGCUAAUGGAUGGUGGCUACAUCAACAACCUGCCAGCGGACAUAGCAAGGAACAUGGGUGCCAGAACAGUCAUUGCCAUCGACGUGGGAAGCCAAGAUGAGACGGACCUCUGUAACUAUGGCGACUGCUUGUCUGGCUGGUGGUUGCUGUGGAAACGGAUCAAUCCCUGGGCAGAGAAAGUAAAGGUACCAGACAUGGCAGAGAUCCAGUCUCGGCUGGCAUACGUGUCUUGUGUGCGGCAGUUAGAGGUGGUGAAGAAGAGUGCCUACUGCGAGUACAUAAGACCACCCAUCGACCGCUUCAAGACUAUGGACUUCGGCAAGUUUGACGAGAUCUAUGAUGUGGGCUUCCAGCACGGCAAGUUGUUGUUCACUGGCUGGGCCCGGGGUGACAUCAUCGAGAACAUGCUGAAGGACCACCGUUCAGCUGACUACAAUGACAGCAAGAGAACUGAUUCCUACACGAGUCCAGGGGCUGACUUCACUGACCUCGCAGAGAUUGUAUCCAGGAUAGAGCCGGUCCAAAGCUAUGUAGCUGCAGAAGCAGAGGAGUCAGACUGUCUGACGGAGUACGAGGAAGACGGGAUGGACACAGUGAGAGAGGAGGAGGGAGAGGAAGAGGAGGAAGAGGCAGAGGACCCUGAGGACCACUCCCCUGGAGAAUGGGGGCAGAAUGGGGUCUUCCAGACUGAUGAGGAGAAAUCUGUGAGGCAACGCAGAAAAGUCACCAAUGACUCCAACACCUCUGAAGUCUCCGACUGCUGACAAAGGGCUUCUGAGAAGUGGAGGGAGUUUAAACAAGAACAAGGGACAAAUUACGGGUCCAUAAAUUGUAAAGGCUAGAGACGUAGACGUCACACUCAACUCCUGCAACUUCUGAAACUCUGAAAUUCUGUUUUUUGUUUGAAAGGAUCACAGUUAAUCCCCUAAACUGCUGAACCUCCUUUGCAUCAAGUGGCUUCCUCCUCGCUCUCACACUGUCUGCAUCUUCGGAUCCCACCAUCACAAAUGAACCCCUGCCUGCCAACUCAAAAACACGCAACAUCCAAAACUGGGGCCUCCCCCAGCAACCAACACUACAAAACAUGUACACUUUAAACUUCCGAUUCACCAAUUCAAAUCGCCUGCAUGGCCCAUCAGCAACUCCCAAUCUUUAUGUACGUCUCAGUAUGUAAGGCUUCGUUGCACUCCAUCGUUGACAUUUUGAUGCAUUACAUAGUCCAUUCACUUCUUUUGAGCGCUUGUUUGGAUGAGUGUGUGCGUAUGUAUUGCCUGUGAGUUAGGGUGACUGGUUGGUACGCACCUGCAAAGCUGUGAUUUGUUGAAAUAGUAGCAGGACACUGAAAAGAAAAGUAAGAAAUACAUAAAGUAGAACUGUUUUUAGUAAGAGUUAGGUAAAUUUAGCGUAGAUGUAAAGUAGGGAGUCAAGUAGGGGAAGCUACAGGAAGAGCAGAUGUUAAUGUAGACACCAAAGUAGAGUUUAUGUUGAAUGAAAGGAGGCUGGACCAGUGUAAGGAAGCAGGACAAGGGUGGAUUAAUAUUUAAAGAGAAAGAUGUGUUAAUGAAUGCUGUAGAAAGUUUUGAAAUUCGGGAUUAAGAAGAUAGAGAGAUAAAGGUGUGUAGACAAGAAAAGAGAUGGACCUGUGAGCCAAGUGUUUUCAUUUUAAUUUAAUUUAUUUAAAAUUCACGCACAGAACAGUAGAGUGAGCUUGAUGCGCUGUAGGUAGACUAAACUGAAAAGGGGAUGGAGAGAAUGUGUAAUGGAAAAGAGGGAUGAAUGAGAUGAUCUCAGAGAGCAGAUGAUAUGGUGUCUGCGUUGUUGAAAUUUUGUGUUUCAGCUGUUUUGUUUGAGAGGGUACUCGAUAAAGAUGAUGCCUUUUUCAACCAGUGUUUGAUCCACUCACAGUGAACGGUGACUUUGGAGAGGAGGGUGAUCAUUCUACUGAAACUAUCCAACGAACCAGUGUGGCCGGCCUUCGCUUGCGCAAGGCCACACAUACAGUACUUGGGGUUCCUGCGUAUAACUGUGACAUUUAUGACAAAAAAAGGU